UAUCGUGUGUCGCGUGCAUAUGCGUUUCACUGCAUUUGAAAAUUAAAACAGUUAAAAACUGAAAAUAUUUUGAGUGACAAUUGUGCUAUAGUGCAAUUCUAUUCACGCAGUUCUUAAAAAAAUCAGAUGGAGAAUCAGCUUUAAAGUGUCACAAGCAAUGAACCGCUGGAAAAUAUUGGUGGCCGGUUAUACCAAGGAACGGUAUAGAUUGAAGACAUACGUUCCUUCGGGAUCCGCAGCACAAAAGGCUCCUACAGUUGAAUGGCCAUAUUUCAACGAUUUAAAUUUUCUACAAAAAACUAUAGAUCAUAUGGGUUACGUCGAAACUUUCCAUAAAGCACCACCUCAUCCAUAUCAAGAAGUGAAAGAGGUGGAAGUAGAAGAAAUGGCACGUGAAGAAGAAGAUAUAUUCUCCUCAUUUCCUAUUCCUCAAAUAUCUACUUCUGAAAUACCCACUGUUAGAAUGCCUUCUGCUUCUUCAUCCGAAGAUAAUUUAUCGGGAAAAAGAAGAUAAUAAGAAGGGAAAGACUUCUAGUGCUGAUGGAUGUGAGGAAGCACAUCUUCAAAAACAAGAAAUGGCUAUGCUACAACGAAUUAAAAAAAUUAAUUGAAAAAUAAAUAUCAACAAAUAUUGUUUUUUCGGUUCUCAAAUAAAGUCUUCAAUUUAUAUUCUUUA
Molecule: messenger RNA, 676 nt
Organism: Leptopilina boulardi
Lineage: Eukaryota; Metazoa; Arthropoda; Insecta; Hymenoptera; Figitidae
Exons: 4
Coding region: 158-514 (118 amino acids)
Source: RefSeq, a predicted model, not a curated record